This is a messenger RNA of Aedes aegypti (yellow fever mosquito), 1045 nucleotides long. RefSeq names its product E3 ubiquitin-protein ligase siah-1. Gene Ontology annotation, cellular component: cytoplasm. The coding region runs from base 65 to 1012 and encodes 315 amino acids. Gene Ontology annotation, molecular function: ubiquitin conjugating enzyme binding; zinc ion binding; ubiquitin protein ligase activity. The transcript is spliced from 3 exons. NCBI's taxonomy places the organism in Eukaryota, Metazoa, Arthropoda, Insecta, Diptera, Culicidae. Gene Ontology annotation, biological process: multicellular organism development; proteasome-mediated ubiquitin-dependent protein catabolic process. The record is from RefSeq and is a predicted model, not a curated record.
GCGUCUUAGCUCCACAGUGCAGUUUAGUCGUCGAAUGGCAAUGAUUGAUUGAGUAGCAUAGCGAAUGGAGUCCAGCAAAUUGAAGUGCGUAUUGUGCAAGAAGUAUCCCAACGGCAAUUUCUACAAAUGCGGAAAUCGUCACGUAGGAUGCCACUCGUGCGUGGACGAAAAGAACUUGAGCCUGUGCAGGUGUGCUCAACCGUUCAACCGAAAGAAGCAGAAUCCGAAGGAGAAGCUGGAAAAGCAGACCAAAAUUCCUUGCGACUUCAAGCAAUCCGGAUGCACUUGGCUGUUCGGAUCAGCACAGCUGGAAGACCAUCUGGAGGAGUGUAAAUUUCGCCCGUAUCGAUGCAUUAUCGAUGAACUCGACGUAAAGCCAUGCAACUGGACUGGACAACAGCAGGAAAUAGAGGAACAUCUGGAGGAAGACCACCCGGAACUAGGAGCUUGUUUCAGUUACUUCCAAGAAGCAGUCAGGAUCUCCUUCAUACCGAGCAAAUCUAAAGCCGUUGUCAAACUGGUGGAUGCCUUUAGCAAAAAAUUCCUCUUCUACUACCAUUCGAAUGCCGAUAGCCGUAUGCUGUACUUCAUGAUCGUUUACUUUGGACGACGCGUCGAAGCUCAGCAGUACUGUUACGAGUUGGACAUCCGGUCGCCAUCAACGCACGGCAUUCCUCGCAUGAAGUUCGUCCAGCAGUGCGUGGCCGAUUGUGAGGAUUUUGACCAAGUGAUGGAGCAGGAAAGCCACUGCAUCGCAAUCUCGUUCAAAACGAUCGAACACUAUCUGCGCGAAGAAGGGGGCACGGGCACGUUUUCGUUCCGAUUCAUCGUAAAGAAGACGGAGAAAGAUGCCAGCAAAGUGGCGGUCCGAGAACAGAAGACAACCAAAAAAGGAAGCAAAGUUUCUUCGGAAGCUGAGCGAGUGGAAAGAGUCAGAUAUAUAUCCGGCUCGUCCCAGGACGAUCCACCGUUGCGGGUGGAAACGACGGACAUUGAGUAUCCGAUUUUUUGACAAGAAAUAUACUAUGUUGUGCUGUACGAUGAA